Cyclopterus lumpus (lumpfish) is the source of this 767-nucleotide messenger RNA. Its product is annotated as placenta-specific gene 8 protein-like. The transcript is spliced from 5 exons. The record is from RefSeq and is a predicted model, not a curated record. Lineage: Eukaryota; Metazoa; Chordata; Actinopteri; Perciformes; Cyclopteridae. The coding region runs from base 155 to 634 and encodes 159 amino acids.
ACAAGAUGCCACUCCUAAUUCACAACAUAUUGUUUCAGCUUCAGAGUGGCCAGGAAGGUGUCCAGCUCCAUCAGCUUCAGAUUUGCCAAAUAAACUGUCCAGUUCCACCAAGUUCAUUAUUUACAGCCUCUCGCUAAAGUUUUCCAAACAGCAAAUGGCAGCACAAUCCGUGGCGCACUGGGAGAGUGGGCUCUGUGAUUGCUUUGAGGACGCAAGUACUUGUUGCUAUGGUUUCUGGUGCUGCCCAUGCCUUGCCUGCACGGUUUCAGGAAAGUUUGGAGAGAAUCGUUGUCUCCCAUUAUGUGACAUCUGCUGCAGCAUGACCUUCGGAGCAGGCACUGGGUUAACUCUGGUUGUGCCUCCUGCAGUCCUGGCUCUAAGGGUUGCCAUGCGAAACAGAUAUGGUAUCAAGGGAUCUGUCUGUAAGGACAUUGCCGUUUCCUGUUUCUGCUCCUGGUGCUCCUGGUGUCAGAUGCAUCGUGAGAUAAAGCAUCGCACUCAAAAUUUUACUAUUAUCACUGUGCAGGAACCACACGUAAUGCAAAUGCAGCCUACUCCAGUAAUGAUGGCUCCUCAGCAGCCAGCCCCAGCUGGUUUUGUGAGCUGUCCAGCAGUGAUUACUCAGUCCUACUGAGCUUUGUGGCCUUUCCCUGGUUGGUUGUGUCUUGAGAAGGACACCUCAUUCAGCUUAGAUCAUGCUGUCGUUUGUUAAACCAAGAUCCUACAUGUAAUUUACCAUUGAAGAUUAAAGAUAAUUUUGAAUUGUG